Molecule: messenger RNA, 1925 nt
Organism: Cornus florida
Lineage: Eukaryota; Viridiplantae; Streptophyta; Magnoliopsida; Cornales; Cornaceae
Exons: 4
Coding region: 214-1722 (502 amino acids)
Molecular function (GO): zinc ion binding
Source: RefSeq, a predicted model, not a curated record
CACAGACGGUUAGAACAGUUAUAUAUAUAGGCACCAAAAAAUGGGGGUUUCGCCAAAUAUGGCGAAUCUGUAGCAGAAAAAUGGGUAUAAACCCUGCUAAUUUUGGAGGUUUUUAUUGUUGCCCAUUUCUGGAUUUGGGUAAAUAGCCAAUUGAAGCUUUUCUCAUCGGAUCUAUAUAUUUUUGUGAGGACGAAGCCAUAGGCAUCCUCAAGCAUGGACCCUCCUACAACUGAUGUGGAAGUCAAACCAGAGAAGUUAGAAGAAGUGAAAGAGGGGGGUCCCAUGUUCCAUUGUGAUCUUUUUGAUACAGAAGUAGUUUACAAGAUAGCACAAGUGCUCCUCCCAGGACUAGCCUCAGCUUGUGUUGACAACACGACAGGUGAUCUUUUCAGGACCCCGGCUUCAGUUGCUGUUGAUGUGAGAAAAGAAAUGGUGGACUAUCUAACCCAGAGAAGUGAAACUUUUGUGGCAGACACUGUAAUUUUAGAAGGUGGACCAGAUGCAGAAGCGUCUGACCUUCCUUAUGAUAUUAUUUCUGAUAUCGUUGAUGAUUUUGCAAGUUCAAAGAGGAAUUUGUUUAGCCGGGUCUCAGGAUGGCUACUGAGUGAAAGGAGAGAGGACAGGAUAGAUGAUUUCGUACAAGAGAUGGAAAUAAAUGGAUUUUGGCUAUUGGAUAGGAGGGAAGCCAUUGCACAAACUUUGCUCAAGAAUGUAGACUUCAAGAACACAUUUCACUGCGAUAUGAAAUUCAAUUCUGCAAAAGAGCUCGCUGAGCAUGCUCUAAAGUGCAGUUUUAGGACUAUGAACUGCACAAAUGAGGGGUGUACUGCCAGAUUUUGUGCAGCUCACCUGGAGAAUCAUGAUUCAAUCUGUCCUUUUAAGAUACUUCCAUGUGAGCAGAAGUGCUCGGAUAGCAUCAUGAGGCGUGGGAUGGAUAGACAUUGCAUAACUAUUUGUCCAAUGAAGCUAGUGAACUGCCCCUUCUAUCAAGUGGGUUGUCAAUCUACUAUUCCUCAGUGUACGAUUGAACAGCACCGUUUGGAGUAUCUCCAUUCUCAUUUGCUUCAUAUUCUUCUAGUCAUUCACAAGCAAGCAUCUGUGGAAGACCUUAAAGAGCGUGUGGAGCAAAUAGAAAAGGCAUCAUCUCCUGGACGGCUAUCAGAAGCUCGGGAUGUGAGAUCUUUAACCUUUGCAAUCAAGGAUCUUGAAGGAAAGCUGGGGCCAUUAAUAGUCAGCAGCAAGAACAAGGUUAUUGAAGAGUCUGCAGAGUCACCAAUCAAGAAAGAAGAGUGCACAGAGUCACCCACCAAAAGAAAAGAGUGCAAGUCACCCAGUGAAAGUGAAAAAGAAGAAUGCCUUGAAUCAACCACCAAAAGAGAAUUGUGCACCACAUCACCCACCAGAAAAACAAAAUGCAACGAGUCACCCUCUAAAGAAGAACAAUGCAGCAAGUCAACCACCAUAAGAGAAGAGUCACCCAGCAAAAAAGAAUUGCAUACGCCUCCAGGAAAAGAAGAGUCCUUUCAGUCAACUGCCAAGAAAGAAGACUGCAACAAGCCACUCCCAAAAGCAGAAGAGUUAAGUGGGUCAGUCACCAAAAAAGAAGAAUGCACGGGAUCACCUAUCAAAAAACAGGAGCACACGGGGUCACUCUCAAAAAAAGAAGACUGCAGGCCUGCUUCUAAUUUUGAUUCACACACGCCAGAGAAAGUAGAAAGCUAAUGUUUGAAGAGAUCGUUUUGUUGCCAAAGACUCAUCAUAUACGAUACUUAUUUUCUUUUGUAUUUGAGUUACUAUGUAAAAUUGUCUCAUUAGAAGCCCUCUUGGUCUAUGAUCUUGGAGCUCUUGCUUUCUUCUCCUUAUGGUUCUUUUAGUCUGUUAACAUUUUGUCCGUUGUUAAUGAGUGAAAGUUAUUGUUUACUGCU